AUGAACAUCGAAGAUAUUCAUAGGGUAGCAAAUAGAAAAAGGCUUGUGGAAGAUUUGAGUAAAGUUCAAGAAAAAGUAACGAAGGAAAAUGUGGAACUAAUAAAACUGCAGGUGGCGCAAGACACCGCGUACUGGGAGCUCAAGGAGAAGCUGUCCCAGGUGAAGGGAGACCACGAGCGCCUGCAGCAGAACAUGCUGGAGCUGCAGAUGCAGUACGAGACGCUGUCCGGCCGGCACCAGGACGAGUUGCGACACCGCCCCGAGACCUUGAACAAGCUUAGCGCUACCCGCAAGAUCUGUGAAGUGCUGGAAGAGCUCACGGAACAGUGUAAGCAGACUUCGUCCAGAACAAAAGCGGACCAGGCAGCCUUGUACGACGCUUAUAUGAAAUCCGACAAAGUGGUGCGUGACUUAAAGCAGUCCCACCUGCAGGUGAAAGAGCAAUCCAGCCAGGUUAUCCAGGAGUUGAAGUCCAAAUUGCAACUGUUGAGCGAGCAUCAGAGCCAGAUGAAGGAAGUGUACUGCGGGGCGCAGCGCCGCGCUGACGCCGAGAUCCUCGAGCUGAAGAGUGCGCUCCACGGCAAGGACGAACUGGCCGCCACGGUCAACGAGCUCAAGAGAAGCCUCGAUGUUACGAAGAUUGACCUCGAGAAGAGAGAUGCCAAUAUUUUGAAUCUUCAACGUGAAUUGAAGAACAUGGCCAACGCUGUCAACAGCCAGCUAGCUGAGGCGAAAAGUAUUUUGAUGAAAAAAGACAAUGAUUUGAAGAACGCCGCAGAGCAGCUUGAGUCCUUAAAAAAAGCGCUGACCAAUCAGGAAGACUUUACGAAGAGUGUCUGUGACCAGAACAGCAGCCUGCAAGACAAACUGGCUCUGAUAGAAGAAGAACACCAGAAAGCCUUGGUUACCAAUGAAUCAUUUAAAGCUGACCUCGAGAAAAUGACCUGUAUGUGUGAAAAACUCAACAAUAACAUGGCAAUACUGAGAGGGGAAAACGAGGCAUUAAUAAAGGAUGUGAAUAAUAAACGAGAGACAUUAACUUUAUACGAAGAAGAACUUGAAUCCUUCAAGAAACAACUUUUGGAUGCGGAUAUGAAAAUAGACAGAAUUACAUCAGACCUCAGCAACACAACGGAGCAAUGCGUUAUGAAAACCGCAAGAAUUGAAAAAUUAGAAGCGGAAAUUGAGACACUAAACAAAAAUCUCACUGACUCCGAGACUGCUUUAAUAAAUAAUCGAGAAGCCACCGAAGAAAAAGAAAAAAAGCUAGCAGCAAUAAUUCAAGAAAAAAACAAUGAAUUGGACUCCAAAACGUCCACCAUCAUACAAGCUAGCUUCGAUCUUCAGACCGUAAAGGAGGAGCACGCUAAACUACAGAUGGAAUUGCAAAAAAUGAAAAGAGAUUGGGAGAUGGAAAUGGAGAACGCGAGAGAAAAAGAGAGAAUGCUCAAGGCAAGGGUGUCUCAAUGUGAAGCAGCUAUUAGGGGCAAGGAUGAAGAGCUCUCGCGGGAAAUGACAAAGUUCUUGCAAGAAAGAAACGAAAUGGAGAAGGAAAAGAAUGUCCUACAAGAGAAGAUAAGGGGCUUAGAGAAGCGAAUUAACAACAUAAUGAAGGAAGCGUCCAACGCUCGCGGAGAGCCUGCGCGCUUUGAGCCAGAGCCGGAAGAUGUCGCUGUUAUGCUUACUCCGCAGGGCACGCAAGACCACAAAAAGAAUGGGUCACCGAUUUUGCAAACUCCCCAGCGAAACAACUCUUUAGAGGACAUGCUGUUUGAUUACUUCAGCGAGCCCAGCGUGGACUCGUUGGAUACUGUCAACAUGCAGCGACAGUUUGCGGCGCUCUCGCACGGUCAGAGGAUGCUCCCGGAGCCGGAGGCUCUCGCCAAUCUUAAGCGGCGUCGUCGGCCUGAUACCCCCGUGCACGGACAAGCGGCGUCGCUCUCUAAACCAGCCAAUGACGUAUUUACCGCGCCGCAACCGAAGAAUAAAGAGCGGCGAUUUUUUAAGAACUUCCGUCCGACUCCGAUCACAAAAGGCGUUGAUAAACCGAAAAAGAGGAAAUAAUUGAUGAAUUUUGUUACCUCAUUAUUAUA
Pararge aegeria (speckled wood butterfly) is the source of this 2093-nucleotide messenger RNA. RefSeq names its product putative protein tag-278. The transcript has 14 exons. Bases 1 to 2064 code for a protein of 687 amino acids. NCBI's taxonomy places the organism in Eukaryota, Metazoa, Arthropoda, Insecta, Lepidoptera, Nymphalidae. The record is from RefSeq and is a predicted model, not a curated record.